Ambispora leptoticha is the source of this 636-nucleotide messenger RNA. The record is from the annotation of a GenBank genome assembly. NCBI's taxonomy places the organism in Eukaryota, Fungi, Glomeromycota, Glomeromycetes, Archaeosporales, Ambisporaceae.
AUGAACAAAUUCCAAGAAAAUAAUUCCAACCCCCAAAAUACUAAUUCCCAAAACAAUUCCCAAACCCAAAAUAAUCCUCCUAAUGAUCAAGAACCAAGUUUAAUGAGUAUUUUAAGCAGUGUUUUAACUCCUUUAGUUCCUACCUUAGUGGCUAAACUAACUGGACAAAAAUUACCAGCCAUAACUAAUCCCGUUCCUAAUGAUCAGUCUUCACAACAAUUAUUUCCUGUUUUACAAAGUAUGAUUGAUACUCAAAAUCUGCUUUUACAAGAAAUUGUUUUGUUAAAAAGAAAUGAUCAAAACAUCGCAAAUAGUUUCCAAAGUUUACGAUUAACUCACGAAAAAAAGCAAAUUGAAUUAGGAACUAAUCAAGUUUAUAAACUAGAACUAAAUUUACCGCUUUUGCUACCAAAAUUGGAAGAAGUUUUUGGUGUAGAUCCACAUUCGGUAGUGCUUCCUUUAUUACUUCAGUUAAUUACUCCGGCUUACAAUUUUAGUGAACAACACCAAAACUUGACCGGUUUAUUCUUAGGAAGAGAUCCUGAUUAUCGCACCUUAGAAUGUGAACUGCGAGAUAGGUAUGCAGAAGAAGAAUUACCGGACAAAAAUUAUUUAGCCGAAGAGAUUGCUCUGUGA